ACUCAAAACCCUUGUUCACUGUCCGGCCGCCCUUUCUCCAACCUAGGUAUCAACGAACUCGCAGUGGGGGCUUGGAAGCCAUGCUUAGGGUAUUCAGAGGUGCAAGGCCUCUCACGGCGGCGGCUAAGUCUCAGGCGAACGCCGCGGCUCCGGGCUCGAGGGAACCUAAGGGGAUAUUGAAGCCGUUGCCUGUGUCGGCGGCUAUGCGGAAGUUCAUCGGACAGCCGGAGAUCUCACGCGCUGAGGCCGUCAAGAAGGUGUGGGACUACAUCAAGCUCCACCAGCUCCAGAACCCAUCAAACAAGAAGGAGAUAAUCUGUGAUGAGAAGCUGAAGAUAAUAUUCGAAGGAAAGGACAAAAUAGGAAUGAUGGAAAUUGCAAAGUUGCUCUCUCCCCACUUCCUGAAAUCCAAAUGAUCCCCCAUAGAAUUUAACUUGGCUAUUUUUAGGCGACUAAACUCUUUGCCUUUUACAUGCAGCAAAGGAAGACCGGCUCUUGAUUUAGAUUAGGCAUAGUUUAAAUUUACAGCCAUUCAAUGCCAAUUUGGUUUUUUUACAUGUUUUGUACAAAUUCUGAUGUGACUUCUUUCUGUAUUUUGCUUGGUUUUGGAAGCACAAACUUCAUGGUUUGAACUUGUUUU
Phalaenopsis equestris is the source of this 640-nucleotide messenger RNA. Its product is annotated as protein TRI1-like. NCBI's taxonomy places the organism in Eukaryota, Viridiplantae, Streptophyta, Magnoliopsida, Asparagales, Orchidaceae. Gene Ontology annotation, cellular component: nucleus. The record is from RefSeq and is a predicted model, not a curated record. The transcript has 2 exons. The coding region runs from base 81 to 416 and encodes 111 amino acids.